AUGUCGAAUCUACAUGCGUCCUCGUACGUCGCGAAUUUCGGUCAAAACCGCAAUGUUUCUAAAAUCGGACAAACUGAAAGCCGCAGACGCGUCAGUGGCGUUGAGUAUAUAUACGCGCUACUGAAGAAAAGUGCUCGUGUGAAUGACGGUACCGCGCCUAGAUUCCCGGCCCCACAGAGCCACAGACAGAGAUAUUCGGGAGUGCUUGCUCUGGUUUUCAUCUCGGAGAAACCGACGCGUUAUCAGCGUUCAUUUCAAUCUAGGGUCUACUCGGCUAUUGAUGGGACCCCAUCUUCGGUAAAGGGAAGGAAACCUUUGACGCGUGUUCGUUCCUUGCGUUUGUCGGUGAAUAUGGGUGGUCGUGUCUUUUUUUCUUGUUUUCCCGUGUUGGAAAUGAAGGCACCGGUCUAUUGUUGGCGGGUUUGCCUCUCCCGAACCGAGCUCGAGGAGCAUACGCAUACUUACUUAACGCUUGGUUGA
Guyanagaster necrorhizus is the source of this 480-nucleotide messenger RNA. RefSeq lists its product as uncharacterized. NCBI's taxonomy places the organism in Eukaryota, Fungi, Basidiomycota, Agaricomycetes, Agaricales, Physalacriaceae. The coding region runs from base 1 to 480 and encodes 159 amino acids. The transcript is spliced from 3 exons. The record is from RefSeq and is a predicted model, not a curated record.